Messenger RNA from Drosophila rhopaloa, 1721 nucleotides. It is a transcript of the gene Awh, whose product is annotated as LIM/homeobox protein Awh. Gene Ontology annotation, cellular component: nucleus. NCBI's taxonomy places the organism in Eukaryota, Metazoa, Arthropoda, Insecta, Diptera, Drosophilidae. Gene Ontology annotation, molecular function: DNA-binding transcription factor activity, RNA polymerase II-specific; RNA polymerase II transcription regulatory region sequence-specific DNA binding. The coding region runs from base 1 to 1020 and encodes 339 amino acids. Gene Ontology annotation, biological process: regulation of transcription by RNA polymerase II; neuron differentiation. The record is from RefSeq and is a predicted model, not a curated record. The transcript is spliced from 6 exons.
AUGCUUUUUGGUGUUCAACAGAAAGGAGAGAUCGUAGAUGAGCUUAGAGAAAAAUUAGAGGAAAUAAAAGAUACGAUUGUUACUGAAAGUUUAGAGGAAAUUCGACUAAAAGCAAUAGAUAAUCAAAAUCAAGCACAGGCAUACAAUAAAACUUAUUUUGACAAGAAAAAGAAAAAGGCCAAGGACUACGGAAAGGGGGAUUACGUCAUGACUGAGCUGCGUUCCUGCGCAGCGUGUGGGGAGCCAAUCUCGGAUAGGUUUUUCCUGGAGGUCGGCGGCUGCUCCUGGCACGCCCACUGCCUCCGCUGUUGCAUGUGCAUGUGCCCCCUGGACCGCCAGCAGUCCUGCUUCAUCCGCGAGCGGCAGGUCUACUGCAAGGCCGACUACAGCAAAAAUUUCGGCGCCAAGUGCUCGAAGUGCUGUCGCGGCAUCUCCGCCUCGGAUUGGGUGCGUCGGGCGCGGGAGCUGGUCUUCCACCUGGCCUGCUUCGCUUGCGACCAGUGCGGCCGCCAGUUGUCCACCGGCGAGCAGUUCGCCCUCAUGGACGACCGGGUGCUCUGCAAGGCUCAUUAUCUGGAGACGGUCGAGGGUGGCACCACCUCGAGUGACGAGGGCUGUGAUGGCGAUGGUUAUCACAAGAGCAAGACGAAACGGGUGCGCACCACCUUCACCGAGGAGCAGUUGCAAGUGCUGCAGGCCAACUUCCAGAUUGACAGUAAUCCGGAUGGCCAGGAUCUGGAGCGGAUCGCCUCGGUGACCGGUCUCAGCAAGCGUGUGACGCAAGUGUGGUUCCAGAAUUCGCGGGCGCGUCAGAAAAAACACAUACAUGCUGUACGCGAACCGGAAGGAAGCUCAUUUGCGCGUCAUAUUAACCUGCAGUUAACGUAUUCAUUUCAGAAUAACGCACAGAAUCCAAUGCAUAUGAACGGCUCUAAAGCGGGUCUAUACCCGACUCAUGAAUCCUCCAUGGACGAAUUGUCGCAGGACUCGAGUGUGCAUUGCAUGCCCAGCGAGGUGUGACUAGAGCAAUCCUCGCCAGCUCGGGCACACCGCUAGCUGGCCUCCCUCAAACAAAAACGUCCUUUCCUAGUCAAAAUUUUAUGUAAAGCGUCCACGAAGCAGAAAAUCACAAAACGACCCAGAGAAACAAAAGAGAAUUAAGCCCCGUCUCGAAAAGAAGUCCCAGUUUUUAGGCUUUGAGCAAACCAAGCGAACCCAACGCCAACCACAGUGAAAUCUCAUCGCAAACAACACAGCAAACAAACAAACAUACAUUCCUGCAUUGUAGUGUAAGAAGCUGCAGCUUAGUUAAUUUAAUUUAAAUGAAAUUUAAAUUUAAUUUAGUUUAAUGUUCAGUAAUCGAUAAGUGUUUCCCCAUCAUUCAACUCGAGGAUUGAUAACUGCUUGCCAAGGCUCCUGUAAUAUAUUUAUGCGUAUGCCUAACCGAUCAUUGUCGUAUACCUACCAUGAGAAACGUUGUUAUUGUUUAUUUUCUUGUUUUUUAAAUGUAUAAAAAUCGAUAUAAAUAUAUAUAUUUAGAUCUAUAGAUGUAUCCUAAACAUAGCUGGCCAGGCAAUUUGUAAAUAGUAAUCAUAGCCGAAAUUGAUAAGCAAAGCAGAAAACAGUAAAGAGAUGAAAUUACACAGCUAAAAACUAACAUUUAGUUAACAGAAAUUAUAAAAAUACAAUUAAAGAUGAACCGAAAUCAAUUAAAAAAGAAA